GAGCAGCACAGGGGGGCGGCGGCUGCGUUAACUGUUUCAGUUUCAUUUAAACUGCGACAGGACCGUCACCUGGAGGCCAGGAGCAUCUGUACCCUCACCCGACCCCAGUUGGUAUUGUCGACGAUCUCCCAUUGAAAACAUGGAAGGUACUUCUGAGGGUUAUAACACGAGACCGAAAAGAAAGUCGCAGGAUUUUAUGGAAACACUUAGAAUUGAUUGGAAACGAACCAAAGUAGACAGCCUAUCCCGUAUAUUCGACUACGAUGAGUUCAACUCUUCAGAGGAAGAAACUGAGGUAGAUGAUGUUGACAGCAGCUCCACGGGGGAGAGCGAAGAGAAAGAGGCAGAAAAAUGUGCACCUUCUACAGACAACAGAGAAGAUGACGGUUGCAUUAAAAAACCCAGACAAAGGAGAACAUCUGGUGCCAUAGACAGCAGCGACAGCAGUGACAGCGGCUCUGACUUCGGCACAAUUGUGAGAAAGGUCAACAUCAAACCAUGGCACCACGUGAUAGAGGAAGACGACCAGGAGACAUGUGCGGACAAAGAAGAGAAUAAUUUCACAGUCCUGAAAGACUAUCCAGGAACAUCAGAAGAGGAGGGGACAGAGAGACACCGCAAGAUACAGAAGAGGUUGGAGAUCCUCCAGAAGCUUUCAGAAAAGAGACGCUCCCGAAGCCGAACAAGCAGCCGGGAGCCAUUUGAGGAAAAGUUAAGCUUGAUUGAUAGGGAUCCAAUUUCCGAAGCGCAGAGUGAAGCUGAGGACAGUGACGAUAUGUCAGACUUCAUAGUACGAGAUGACGAGGAGAAUCCAGAUGAGGAAGUCGGGUGUCAGGAUCUGUUUGCGAAACAUAACCUUUCUCAGUUUGCCUGCAGUGACCUGCACUCUCACCUUAAAAAAGUGAUUAAGGCAUUACUAAUCAAUAAAGUUGAUAGUAAGUUUCUGGGAACACUGUAUGAAGGAAUAAGGGAAAAGAGAUAUGCUAAAGACAUGCUGAAAUCACUGAAUUACUUAGAGGAACGUAUCAUAGCGCCUCGCCUUGAGAAACUCACUACCAGCUGUCGCUGGUGCACAUCUUACAAGGAGCGGGUAAGCUGCUACCCUCACCUUGACGUAAAUGGCAUAGGGUCUGCGGGGCAGUACUGUGACGCCUGUAAAUUACGCCGACAUUGCAGGUUCAUGGUGACCUUAUCAGGGCAAGCCUACGACAAGAACACCUUAAAAAAUGACGACUUUCUGCCAAAUGACAAACAGGUAUUGUUUGUCGGCGCUGUUUGUGCCAGUCGUAGCAAAGUAUACCACCAGCUUCGACACUACAAAUACUUUCUGUCCCUGCGCUGUGCUCCAUUCCUUGAUAAAGCUAAGGACGUUUCUGGAAAAGAAUUAGUGAUGCGAGCUUUAUCUAAGAUGGACGAGGAUGAUUUUAUUAACAAGGAAGUUGAUUGUCUUGAAGAAUAUUUGAAUGAUGCCGAUUAUUUCCAGGAAGAGGAUCUGGCGUUGCUAAUAAGCUAGCCCGUGAAAUAUGGCUGAUAUACAGUUGUAUUAUUUGGAAAGCCAUUUAACAAGAUGUUUAUAUAUGUUUUUAGUUGAGUCAUUUUUAUGGAAGAUUUGACAAUAAAGGAGAGACAUGGUACAUAGCAGGAGAUAUACAAAUGAAAAGAAUAACCGCGCAAGCUGCUGAAGGCGCCAUUCAGGUGCACGUGACAGAAAGCCAAUAUAGUAUUGGAACCAACGUCACAUGUAAACUGGAGAUCAAUUAGGCAACCUAAACAAAUUAACAAAUAUACAAAUGGAGCCGUGCUCACCUGAGGCGGCUCCAUCGCAAACGGGCACUCUAGGCGUGACUAGGCGAUCUGUCCGUCUAGUCACGCCGGGAGUGUAGAGAGACGCUUCCAAUCAGAGCGUCUCUGUCCGGGCACACAGAUGGAGACGCUCUCCAUUCAAGUGAAUGGGGUGAGUCUCCGUCAUGGGCGCGUGCUCGCGCUCAGGCGGACGGGGACGCUCCCGGCGAUACAGACGGAGCCACGGCUAGUGUAGCUCCAUCUGUAUGUAUGUAUAUAUAUAUAUAUAUAUCGCUGCUGCAGAGCCGCUCUAUAACAGGCAUAUGCCAAGACAGAAUAAUGAAAAUCAUCAGAUCAAUUACAUUUCUAACGUGUUUCUAAAAGAAGAAACAAACCCCAAAUACUAAAAACCGCCCCCUAACCUGUAUAACCAUACCCCAAACUUAUGGCAUACCUAGAUCCCCAUACAACAAAUAAAACCUACGCCAGAUGUAAUAAAGUCUGAUCUGGCCGUACUCUGACGUUGGUGAUCAUGUAGAAAUCAUGGUUUUGCCUUCAUCCAGGCCAAAAGUGAAGGGACAAACGACCUGUAGUACUACAGGUCAAGUAAAAACAGGAUAAUGCAGCCAAGCCAAAAAAAAGUGGGGGGGGGGAAUACAUAAAGAAAAGCUACAUACAGUAUACAAAGGCAUAAAAAACCCAGGAGUCAACCCUAGAGCCAAAUGUGCCAGCUAGGUGGAAGCUUCACAGAAUGUAUCCGAAGGAUGAUCAUGCCUGCCAGUCGCCACCCAAUAUCAUAGCAGAGAGAGACAAGGAGGAGCUGGAGAAAGUCCAACCAGAGACCACUGCUCCAUCACAUCAAGCAGUCGCCCAGUUUAGACCAAGGAAUUCUCAAUUCCAGCAAGGUGCAGAGCAACAUCAGGAUGUUUAAAGUCGGGUAGUAGUACCAUAGAUGCCCUUAAAGUCCUGUCUGGAAGGAGUCUCCGGUAGGAGGAUGGUAUUCUCUGUCCACAGCAAACAUUGCAUGAAACUGACCAGCAUCUGAGAGUCCCCACACGCAGGCUGACAUCAGGGAAGCAGGAUCUAAUGUAUUGUGUAUUGGUUUUAGUUCAUUCUUAGCUGUGUUCUUAACAUAUUAAACAUGAUUAUUGGAGGUCA
Messenger RNA from Pseudophryne corroboree (corroboree frog), 2940 nucleotides. It is a transcript of the gene CCDC82, whose product is annotated as coiled-coil domain containing 82. Gene Ontology annotation, cellular component: nucleus. Lineage: Eukaryota; Metazoa; Chordata; Amphibia; Anura; Myobatrachidae. The transcript is spliced from 8 exons. The record is from RefSeq and is a predicted model, not a curated record. Bases 140 to 1513 code for a protein of 457 amino acids.